Messenger RNA from Mercenaria mercenaria, 5020 nucleotides. RefSeq lists its product as uncharacterized. Gene Ontology annotation, molecular function: protein binding. The transcript is spliced from 9 exons. The coding region runs from base 255 to 1829 and encodes 524 amino acids. Lineage: Eukaryota; Metazoa; Mollusca; Bivalvia; Venerida; Veneridae. The record is from RefSeq and is a predicted model, not a curated record.
GGCACUUCUUUGGGUUUGUAAUCUACUGCGUAUCAGACAAGGGAAGUCACUCUGUUGUUAUUACCUACUGUCAACAAAGGUGACUAAUUAGUAGUCACAGUUCAGGUGUUUUAACAGAAAUUUAAGAGUGAAAUAAUGGAAGCAAAUGACACAAGCUCACUUUGACGUUUCCUUCAUUUAUUCAGCUAGAUAAAUUCUACACCAAGAAGUUUGAGACUGUGAAAGGAGAAAUUAACAUUCUUUUGGAUUAGACAAUGGCGGGUGGUGUCUUUCAUGUACAGUUUGGCUUUAAUGAUACAGCAUUAACUCGAGCAUUGGAGUCGGGAAAUUAUGUGCUGUCAGAAAGAUUGAUUAGAGAUACAACCAAUCCAUCGUCUCUUGAUGAAGGAUGUUACCAGAGAACACCCCUGUACAUCUGUCUGUGUGGUUUAGAUGUUGAGGAAACACGACCAAGACCAAGGAAUCUGUACCUGGCCAGGUUGCUUAUAGAGAGAGGAGCCAAUGUUAACUAUAGGGUACCUACAACUUACUUUGGAAGUGAAUACAGUGGACCAGGAAAGACACCAUUGGAGUUACUUGUGGAUUUCUACAUUGAACUUACCAGUUUACAAAGUCACGAACCUUGGUCAGUGUACCAGAGUUGGGACCCUCAAGUUGACCCAGUAGUCGGCAUCAACAAACAGUAUCUUACCUCACGAGAUGAUGUUAUAGAACAUGUAGAAGAUCUGGUCUUUAUCAUUUUAGGUGCUGGUGGAGAUGCUUGUAUACAAGAUGAAGGGAGAAAAACUCCGCUGCACAAACUCGGGGUGCUCAGUCAUGACGUGAGGUUGUUCAAACUUCUCUGUGAGAACGGUGCUAAUAUAAAUGCCAUAGACUGCCGUGGAAAUUCUCCACUUCUAUCUCUGUGUGAUCUGUCGGCGUCGGAGAUGUAUGAUUACAUGGAGGAUUUAUCACCAUGCAGCAAUGAUACGUUAGAAGAUACGAGUGCUAGUCUGUGUGUGAAGAGAGAUUUCUUUGAUUAUUUAUUGAAACAGAAGGAUAUAAAGGUAAACAUACAGAAUUCCACUGGUCAUACAGCACUAUUCCACUGUGUUAUACGAGGGGAUGUAAAUGCUGCUCAGACCAUACUUCUAAAAGGUGCUGACCCUUCCAUUAGAGGUACAGUGUGGGAAACAAGAAAGAGAAAAAGGAGGAUAUCUCCAAUUUUUGCAACAUUCCUGUCUAUACCUCUACAGCGUAGUAUCAACUGGCAGAACAUGCAUAGUAGCAUUGUCACAGCACCCAGACAGUAUUCACAUCUUGUUGAUUCAGGUUACUUUUCAAGGAAGGAGAUUACAGAUGAGAUUCAUGGAAUGUUGAAUGGAGAGUUUUCAGAGUUUUCUCACCUGUCCAACAUCAGCAGCAAUCUCGUUAACCUCAUGUUCGGUCAGACAUCGGCUAGCCUUAAACAGCUUGCGGCAAGAUCACUUUUCCACAAGUGCUUCAUUAAACACAGAACAUGUAUAUCAAAAUUACUUCCAGUGAAUGUGAUACAGAAAAGUGUUGUGCAUGAAACAGAUCUGCAUCCAUAUGAAGAUUACAUUGGGUUUAUACUAAAUAAAACUGUUCUACAAACUUUUGUAAAACGUUUAGGGCUUCCAAGAGAUUUUUUAAUGAAUUUUGAGGUCGAGUUGUUGCUUCAUCGAAUUGCUCACAAGAUGUCACACAUGAAAGCAAUGCCACCAGAAAAUAUAUUUUGUGACAGUGACGGAAGCUUGUCUGAUAUAUCGGACUCGGAAUCAACAGGGUUUAGUGAGGAAGGCGGCGACUCGGACCUGGAAUACUGGUGAUGCUGUAUAUUCUUGUAGUCUUUCAUAAUAUGGGUAAAAUUCUUAGCCUAGAUCUAAAGAUAUUCAAAGGCCUAUUGUUUAGAUUGAGAAAGCUUUUAAUAGUUGUACUUAGUAGCAAAACUAUUUUAAAUAGUUAGUAGUAAUGAUAUUCAAAGUGUUGCUAAACAGUUUAAUGAACACGUAUUUUGUUGGCAUAUUGAUCUGUUGAUUUUAAUUUCAGAAUAUAAAAACAAGUAUGUGGAAAUUUUACCUGCAAAUUAGGAUUUAAUUUUCUGGAUUGACUAGAGCACAAAAUACAUGAAAAUUAAUCCUCUAGGGGUAUUAAUGACUUUACAGUAUCUCCGAUUAAUUGUUUCUGAAGUUUUCUUAAGAUAGUUGUAGCUGAGAGCUGCCUUUCAUAGAUUGUGUAUUGUCAUCAAGUGACUUUUGCAUCUAAUUUCUCUGAGUAGAAGUUUAAUCUGUAUUUUAUUUUAAUUCCUGGUUUAUUCUAGAUCAGAUCUGUGUAAACUUGAUGAAAAUUUUAUAACAUCUAAUAACUGUUGAUAUAAAAUGUGCAUACUAAGUAGUAACACAAAAUUUUACAGAUAUUAAGAAAAGUAAUUGAUUUGAACCGUGGAUAUUUAUUGUUAAGGUAGUAACGGAUAUUGGUAUCUGUACCAUACCAGAGCGGAUAGGUCAUGGGGUGGGACUGUAAUGAGCACAAAUGUUGCCAUUUAUUUGUGGCUUGAUUCACAUUAUUGUAUUCCAUAUCCAGGCUUUGUUCCAAGUUUUAUGAAUAUAAGUUGUUACAGUAUCACUUUCAGCAAAGUUCAAAAUGAUAAUGUAGAACAUGAACUGCUACUAACAUUAGUCUGCUAAAUUUCUAAAAUGGACUGGUCUAUCAUUUAGUUUGGACAGUAUCAUUUUUUAUUCGAAGGUGUAUCCAUUGAAAAUUUACUGACUGAAUAGCAACCGGAGCAGACCAAAAUCUUGGCUGAUCAUGUUAUGCACUGUUUACAAGGGCAGAAUAAGCAGGCUAACGGUUAAAAUGCCUCAGUGAUGUUUCUUUCCUUUCAAGUAAUUGAGGAAGCUUGCUAGAUGGUAAUUUUUUCAGUUUUGCUCACUGGAACAUGUCUUUUUUUACAUUUUUCAAAAUAGCUUUGAAUUUGGCAUUGGUGCUUCAUUAAUUUGAUGUUUGCUUGCUGUUACAUUACUGGUAUUUUAUGUAUUGAAGUGUUGUAUUAGAAAAAAUGCUAAGUUUUGAGGGGGCGGAUGGGGGGUGUUAUUCAGUAAGAAAUCUUUUUGAGUGAUGGGAGAGGUGUAAAUUAAGGGGGAAAAAAUGAACAAUCAUGAACCUUUACGCAAUAAAGCAGUUUUUAGCUCGACUAUUUGAAGAAUAGGGGAGCUAUCCUACUCACCCCGGCGUUGGCGUUGGCAUUACUGUUAGCAUUAGCAUGAGCGUCACACAAAUGUUAAAGUUCGCGUACCACCCCAAAUAUUUUCAAAGUCCAUUGAGAUAUUGCUUUCAUAUUUCGCAUAGUUGUCAGGGUUCGCACAGACUUGAAAACUCCUUGAAUUUCAAGCUGCUAGAUGAAAAGUGCUUGAAUUUGCAAAAACCUCCUUAAAACUCCUUGAAUUCGUUUCUUGCCUUGAAAACUGCUUGAAAAGUGCUUGAUUUUAUAAUAAAAGUCCUUGAAUUUCCUUCUUCAGAAAUUUUGGUCAGCUUAAUAAAAAAAGAUCGUAAAAGAAGCUUUGUUAUAUGUACGCAUUGCCACGUUUUAUGUCUACGUAACCUAUGUGUACCGUACGAUACGGGCUUUAAACAGACCGGGACUAGGAAAAUUACGACGAGUAAAAAUUACGGACACCAUUUCCGUUACCGAUAUCGAAGAAAAUGUCGUUUAUUUUCAACAAAAAGUGGCUUGUAUCCUAUCCAUGGCUGCUGGAGCUCGAAAACAAACGGAAAGCCAUAUGCAAAUAUUGUAACAAAGUUAUUGACAUUAGUUCAAUGGGUGAAAUCGGCGCUGAAAUCGCAUGUCAAGUCUGAGAAGCACAAGAAAAAUGUACCUGAUCGAGAGUCACCCACGGCCACUCUUGAUGUGUUUACUAUUCUACCUUCGCCCCCAGCAGCCAGAGGCACCUAAAACUUGAUCUUAUAUGACAUGAUAAGUCGCUGUUGAUGUAAGAAGUGUUGAUCAAUUGUUUGCCAGUUAUUUUGUGUGUGAUAAAGUGUUGAUCAAUUGCAAAUUGGAACUUUAUAGAAAAACUUAUAUCACGUGAUAGUAAUUUUGGAUGUACGAAGUGUUCACCAAUUGUAAGCCAGUCAUUUCGUGUGUAAUAAGUGCUUGUUCAUUGUUUUGCUUAUCCUUGAAAACGUAAUAAAUGUCCUUGAAAACUCCUUGAAAACCCCUUGAAUUUUUUGACAGUCUGGUUGUAUGAACCGUGGUUGUUUACCAUCAUGACCCCAGUCUGUAAACCUGAGUAGACAACUCUAUCAAGCAUUUUGAAUAAACUAUGGCCCGUUUUCGACUAAGAAUAUGCUUAUUGCAAUGUUAAAGUUUGCGUACCACCCCAAAUAUUUUCAAAGUCCAUUGAGGUAUUGCUUUCAUAUUUUGCAUACUUGUUUACCAUCAUGACUCCAGUCUGUAAAAAGGAGGAGACAAGUCUAUCAAGCAUUUUGACUGAAUUAUGGCCCCUUUUCGACUUAGAAUAUGCUUAGUGUAAUGUUAAAGUUUUACACAUAGCUUAUAUUAUACUAUCAAGCACUGAGAAUAGUCAAGCGCGCUGUCAGCUGACAGCUCUUGUUUUUGUUUGUUUUUUAGUUUUUUGUCAAUAAGUUUUGAUUUGAUCAAAAUUUGGGAUUGUUUGACUCACUCAGUUGGAAUAGAUUACUCCUAGUCUUUACAGAUAAACAUGAGCAAUUCUUGUACCAUGUUUAAAAGGUCUUCUUAGAUAGGUUUUGCUGUAUACGUUUAUUUUGUUCAACAUUUAACAUUUUCCAUUUCAAUCAAUCAAUCAUUCAUUUAUUCAGUCAUUCAUUCAGUCAGUCAUUCAUAUAUGAAAAGUUGCUUCCAUGACACUAAUACAAUGAAAAAGUAUUAUAUUGUUCACUUGUUUAUGUUUAAUUCAUUUAAAUGCAGAUACUUACUUUCUAAGGUCUAGUAGAUACCGUAUUCAGAAGUAUGGUUUUGAGCUAAGAGUGUAGUGUGAAA